CACCACCACCACUUCUUUAGUAUCAUUCCAUUCUCUCAAAGCAAAAAAGUAUUUCUUACUGAAGCUCUCAUCUUUCUUUAAUUUCUUCAAGAAAACCAUACUAAAAUGGCCAUCAAAAAAUCAACUAAGUUGUCACAAUCUCCUGUUUUGAAGCAAAUUUUGAAGAAGUGUUCUAGUUUGGGUAAAAAAAACGAAGACCACCUUCCUGUUGACGUACCAAAAGGACAUUUUGCAGUUUACGUGGGAGAAAAUAGGACUCGAUACAUCGUACCUAUUUCUUUUUUGAGUCAUCCUGAGUUUCAAUGCCUCCUUCGUUGCGCUGAGGAAGAAUUUGGGUUCGAUCAUGAUAUGGGCAUUACAAUUCCAUGUGAAGAAUUUGUUUUCCAAUCACUUACAUCAAUGCUGAGAUAAUUAAAUAAUUGGAAAGAAGAAAAAAGGUGAAUAUUAGGUAUUAAGCUUAAUUUUGGAGUGAAUUAAGAAAGAUGUGUUCAAGAUGAAGCAAGUUAAAUUAGUAGUCUUUUUGCUUCUUUUUUUGUAACGUCUUUCUUUUCACUUUUUUUGUUUUUAAUUUUUUUUUUAUUUGUUUAUUAUUUUGUCAAUUUCCUCUAACCCUGACCUAGGAAUCACAUGGAUAUUAGUAGUGUUUUUUUAUGGGUUGGUUGGAAUUUUUUUCCCUUGAAGUGGUGUUUUUUCAAGCACCCUAUGAGAGAAGUUAAUUAUUAAAUGUGUCUCAAU
Solanum tuberosum (potato) is the source of this 735-nucleotide messenger RNA. Its product is annotated as auxin-induced protein 15A-like. Lineage: Eukaryota; Viridiplantae; Streptophyta; Magnoliopsida; Solanales; Solanaceae. The record is from RefSeq and is a predicted model, not a curated record. Bases 106 to 411 code for a protein of 101 amino acids. The transcript has a single exon. Gene Ontology annotation, biological process: response to auxin.